AGACUCUAAUUUUGAGGGAUCUCGUCACCGUUCGGUAACCUCACCGACGAGUCCCCAUCCUCCGGGUUCCCUUUGUCUCUUGGAUCACGAUCAAAACCCCCCUCGUUUCUAGGGUUUUCCUUUCUUCUGAUCAAGAUCCAAAUCAACAUUGCUGAGUCCUUGAAUUUCGCUGAAUUUCAAUCUUUUCUCUUUGAUUCCUUUAGUACUUGCAAAUUUUUCGUUGAAAUUUUCUUGAAAGUAGUGUUUUUUUUUUUCCUUUGCCUUUUGGGAUCGGUUCUUUUCCUUUAGAUUUUGCCCCUCUUUUUUUCCUGAUUUUGACAUUUUGUUUGGUGUUUGAUUUCUUUGGGGGAGAUUUUUCGAAGUUUGAUUAGUGGAAUUGUUGUUAUUCGAAAAAGAAAGAGCAAUUGAGGGUUUUGGAGCAAUGACCGAGAAUUUCCCAGAUCCAAUGGAGGUUCCAAAUCCCUUGGGAAAUCUUAAUCCGAAGCCAGUCUUGCCUUCCUUGAACGACGACGACGGAUCCGAAGCCACCGUCGCCGCAGAGAAGGACGCCGGGGACUUCGUCUUGGAAACGCCAUCUGAGAAGCUUACCCAAGAGCCCAGUGAAGAAGCUUCGAAAUCUCAUGAAGCCGAAGCCUGGGACGCUGUUUUGGUGGAUGAUAUCGCCGGUGAGAAUAAAUCGAAUGCCUUGGAAGAGGCUCCAGAGAAGAAUUCCGGUGAGUGUAGACCUGGACUGAUAGUGCCCGAGAAGAAGGAGGAAAGAAAGGUUGGAACUUUAGUGGCGGCAGCCAUGAAGAAGUAUGCUGCUCCGCGUUCGUCUAACUACCAUGGAGUGACAAAGCUAAAAUGGAGUGGGAAAUUUGAGGCGCAUCUUUGGGAUAACACUAGCCAUGUUGAAGGGAGGAAAAGAAAAGGCAAACAUGUGUACUUAGGUAGUUAUGAGUCUGAGGAACAGGCAGCAAGGUCGCAUGACCUGGCAGCUCUUAAAUACUUCGGUCCAGGGCCAAAUGGAAAACUAAACUUCCCUAUCUCAGAAUAUGAGAAAGAAAUGGAGAUAAUGACGAAAAUGUCCCAUGAGGAAUUUGUUGCCUAUGUUCGGAGGCAAAGUAGUUGCUUCUCACGAGGAGCAUCAAUGUACAGAGGUGUGACGAGAAGGCGGAAAGAUGGGAAAUGGCAAGCAAGGAUAGGUCGGGUUGGUGAAAGCCGGGACGCUAAAGACAUCUACCUCGGAACCUUUGACACGGAAGAAGAAGCUGCCGAAGCUUAUGAUAUCGCAGCCAUUGAACUGCGAGGAGCUCACGCAGUGACAAAUUUUGAUAUUAGUAACUACUACGAGGGAGGAACUCUGAAACGAUUAGAUGAUACCUGCAAACAGGAGACAUGAAACCAGAGGAUUCUUCUUCAACUUCUUCUUUUUCCUUUUUUUAUUUUUUUCAAGAUCAAUGAUAAAAAGUUUGGUUGCUUGUUCCCAGCUCACCAUUUUAUUCACCAUCUCUGGGGAUGUUCCAUAGUUUUUGUUUUUCCUACUUAAAUCACAAUCUAAUUAUGGGACACUAUACACUGAGAGUUGUCAUCGGAUCUAGAACUUAAAGAGUCUUCAGCAAUUUUUAGUGAAAGUGAAAGCUUUUUGUUGUCAA
Molecule: messenger RNA, 1634 nt
Organism: Dioscorea cayenensis subsp. rotundata (Guinea yam)
Lineage: Eukaryota; Viridiplantae; Streptophyta; Magnoliopsida; Dioscoreales; Dioscoreaceae
Product: AP2-like ethylene-responsive transcription factor AIL1
Exons: 8
Coding region: 422-1381 (319 amino acids)
Biological process (GO): regulation of DNA-templated transcription
Molecular function (GO): DNA-binding transcription factor activity; DNA binding
Source: RefSeq, a predicted model, not a curated record